Neolamprologus brichardi is the source of this 2199-nucleotide messenger RNA. It is a transcript of the gene rab39bb, whose product is annotated as RAB39B, member RAS oncogene family b. Lineage: Eukaryota; Metazoa; Chordata; Actinopteri; Cichliformes; Cichlidae. Gene Ontology annotation, molecular function: GTPase activity; GTP binding. The record is from RefSeq and is a predicted model, not a curated record. Gene Ontology annotation, biological process: Rab protein signal transduction.
GGUAGUGGUACUGAUGCGGGAUGAGUCAGGCUAUAUGAUGCUGCUGCCAUUUCAUCAGCAGCGAAAGCCUCCAAACCCCGAGCAAACACAGAAACGAUACCGCGGGAUUUCCCUCUCACAGCCUCGUAGACAUCCUCUCAGCUCUGGGGCUCGAAACAGAGAACAGAGGCCUGCUCGCAGUUUAUUCGCGGCUCCGAGCGAAAGCGCAAGAUCCCUUUUUUCUGGUUGCACCUGCACUUGGAUGCGUUUUUCUCCUUUCAGCACUCAAUCGGGCCUGACAUUAAGGAGGAAGUCAGCCCUGAGUCCUCCGGGGCCUGCCGCUCACCAGCCUCUGUGAUCCAGCUUCCACACAAACAUCGAGGUUUCGCCGCUUUUGGGUUGUUUUUGCGGCUCCCUGAGCAUCGAUCCCCCAGACUAGCCUGUAUCAUGGAGCCCUCAGCAGCCUGAACAGCGUGACAAGAGCGACCAUUCUGUCCCGAAGCACUCCACUGCUGCUCCAACUCGUACCACAGCAAGCAGACCAACACUUACAAGCACACCGGGGAGAGCUGCAGAUCCAAGUCAUGGAGGCAAUAUGGCUCUAUCAGUUCCGGCUGAUCGUCAUCGGGGACUCCACGGUGGGCAAGUCAUGUCUGAUCCGGCGGUUCACGGAGGGUCGCUUCGCCCAAGUGUCCGACCCGACCGUCGGGGUGGACUUCUUCUCCCGCCUGGUGGAGAUCGAGCCGGGCAAGAGGAUCAAGCUGCAGAUCUGGGACACCGCUGGUCAGGAGCGCUUCAGGUCUAUUACCAGGGCUUACUACCGUAACUCUGUGGGUGGGCUUCUCCUCUUUGAUAUCACCAAUCGCCGAUCUUUCCAGAAUGUCCAUGACUGGCUGGAGGAGGCUCGUAGUCAUGUCCAGCCACAUAGCAUCGUAUUUCUAUUGGUGGGCCACAAGUGUGAUCUGGAGGCACAGCGGCAGGUGACCCGCCAAGAAGCAGAGAAACUGGCUGGGGCGUAUGGGAUGCGCUAUGUUGAGACGUCAGCCCGUGACGCCAUCAAUGUGGAACACGCCUUCACUGAGCUGACCAGAGACAUCUUCGCCCUGGUUCGGUCUGGUGACAUCACCAUCCAGGAGGGCUGGGAGGGUGUGAAGAGUGGGUUUGUGCCCAAUGUGGUUCACUCAUCCGAGGAAGUGACCAAGAGUGACCGCCGCUGUCUCUGUUGAUCUGGGAAGACUGAAGAUAGGGGAGUGAAGUGGAUCAGAGAGGGGUAGCUGACGGACUGAGGUGUCAGCCCUCUGACUGAAAACUGGUGGUAACCCUCGUUGUUCUUUCUUAGAAAAGACACAGAAAGGGAUGUUUGGCAUAUUUUAACAAAAAGGCUGGUAGAUCAUGGAGAAGAACACCUUGAAUGUGGGUGUAAGACUAAAAAUGGUUGCGCCCAUUAAAGAUGCUCAUUUGAGGGCUCCCUUUUCUUUUGUUUUGGGCUUCUUUCCUGAAUAAACCUCCCUUGCAAAAGCCUUAGAAAGAUGAUCCAUUUCAUGUUUCUUCCUCCGUUUAAGUCUUCGGUCACCUCUCUGCUCCCUAGCCUUCUCCUCGCAAUAUGCAAUUACACGAUCGCACUGAAAGCUAUCACUCCUACGUUAGUGUCCAACAUCUUUUUCAGCAUUUUCAGUGUAGUGUACUUAGAUUCAACCUCAUUGAUUAUUUGAUUAGCAUCUACAGUACUGUGCCAAAAUCUUGAGUCAGCCUAAUGUUUUAAAUAUUGUGUUUGGAAAAUAGGAAAUAGUUGCAAUAAUGUCCUAAAAUGUGCAAAUACAGAAUCCCAAGACUAUCCCACUCUGCUUCAGUUAUGUUACGAUCCGUGCUCUGGGGAGGCCAGUCCAUGACUGAUAUUGCUCCACAGUGUGCUUUUCUAUCCGGGUAUAUUUGUACUGCAUAGGAAAUGCUUUUGGGAUCAUUGUCAUGCUGAAAAAAAAGCUGUUCCCCAUCAGAUGCUUUCCAGAUGAUAUUGAGUGGUGGAUCAUCGCAUCUAUUUUGAGAAAAUCUCCAACACCACUGGCUGAAAUGCAGCCCCAAACCAUGGCAGAGCCUCCAUCAUGUUUUACGGAUGGCUGUUCGCACUCACUGUUGUACUUCUCUACUGAUGUCCUUUGGACAAUUUGAACCAAAAAUGUGAAAUUUGGAUUCUAUGGUCAAUAGUUCAGUGGCUUAACAACA